Messenger RNA from Striga hermonthica, 2625 nucleotides. Lineage: Eukaryota; Viridiplantae; Streptophyta; Magnoliopsida; Lamiales; Orobanchaceae. The record is from the annotation of a GenBank genome assembly.
AUGUUUUGGGUCCUCCUUUUCUUGUUCUUCCGACUACUCUAUUCAAUCUCUUGCCCUGAAAUCGAAAAGCAAUCACUUUUAACCUUCAAGCAAUCUCUGCACGACCCCUCAAACUUUUUUUCUUCUUGGGAUUUCAAAGUCGAUUGUUGCACUUGGGAAGGCAUUUUCUGCAGCAACGUAACCGGCCAUGUUCUUCGACUUGAUCUUCAAGGUAAUUCGUUAGGUGGCGAAAUAAACUCGUCUUUGCUCAACUUGAAGCAUUUGAAAUAUCUUGACCUGAGCCGAAACAACUUUCAUUUAAAGAUCCCUUCUAUCAUUGGAUCACUCACUAGCCUCGAGUACUUGAGUUUAGAUUAUGCUGGAUUUUAUGGAAUGAUUCCCCACAAUAUUGGGAAUCUUUCAAAUCUGUACACUCUAAGUUUGAGUAAUUCAGAACGAUUGUUGGAUGCUGAUAGUCUUGAAUGGUUGUCGGGACUUCAUAAACUAGAGAACUUCUACAUGAAUGGUGUGAACCUCAGCAAAGCAACCAACUGGGCUCAACAGGUGAUCAACAACCUCCCUUCAUUAGUCGAGCUGCAAAUGUAUUAUUGUAGUCUUAAUUUGAUGGCUCCUCUGAAUGAUAUUAUCAAUAUCAGCCGUUCUAAUUUAGCCACUCUUGAUAUCUCUUGUAAUUCACUGCCUUAUGCCAUCAUCCCUCCGUGGAUUUUUCAACUCACCGACCUUAUCUAUCUUGAUAUGAGUUUCAACUCAUUGGAAGGCCCAAUUCCAACUAUGAGCAACACCACAAAACUCCAACAAAUUUAUCUCUCCAAUAACAAUUUGAAUUCAAGCAUUCCACAGUGGCUCUCCUCCUGCAAACACCUCCACUACCUCUAUUUGGAAAAUAAUAAAUUGAGGGGGAACUUACCAGAGAGUAUUGGGAAACUUGUGAACUUGACUGAGCUUUCGAUAUAUAAUAACAUGUUGGAAGGGGUUGUGACUGAAACCCACUUUGUCAAUCUCUCAAAUUUAGAUUACUUGUAUGCCUCUGGAAACCAUUUGACUUUGAAAUUCAACACCAAUUGGAUUCCACCAUUCAAACUAGAGACUCUAAGGCUAAGGUCUUGUGACUUGGGAUCUCCAUUUCCGUUAUGGCUUGAGACUCAGAAAGAGAGUAUUUCCCAACUCGAUUUAUCGUGUACUGGAAUCUAUGGAAAUGUUCCCAGCUGGUUAUGGAGUUUGAAUUUGGGAUAUCUCAACCUUUCGCAUAACCAACUCGAUGGAAUGAUUUUAUCCAUUAGUGAUCGUGUGCAUGAUUAUUAUGUUUUUGACUUGAGUUCCAACAAGUUUAGUGGUCCACUGCCUCGAAUAUUGACGAGUUCAUUGCCGGAACUCAAUCUCUUCAAUAACUCAUUCUCGGGAGAUCUGUCAGAAUUUGUAUGCAACACAUCAACCAAUAAUGGAUUGGGAAUUCUUAAUCUCGGGGAAAACCAACUGUCUGGAGAUAUACCCGAUUGUUUCCUGAGGUGGCAAUCAUUACAAGUGUUGGACUUAGGCAACAACAAAUUGUCUGGAAGAGUACCAAAUUCCAUAGGAUUUCUUAAACGUUUAGUGUCUUUGAAUCUCCACGGCAACAAUUUCUCUGGCCACAUACCUUCUUCAUUGCAAAACUGCACCGAACUAAUUAAGAUCGACUUUGGUGGUAACAACCUUGGUGGGGACAUACCGAACUGGAUUGACACAAGAUUCCACAAGCUGAGGUUUCUCGUUUUGCAGUCCAACAAUUUGAGUGGUGAAAUUAGUCCAUUCAUAUGUCAGCUUACUUCUCUUCAAGUCUUGGAUCUCUCUAAUAACAAACUGUCAGGGAGGCUACCUCAAUGCCUCAACAAUCUAACCACAAUGACCACAAAAAGGAUUUUUGGUAGACCACAAAGUCGGGAUAUGCCAGAAUCUUUUGCAUUUGCAAUAGAAAUUCAGGAAGGUGCAUCAAUUGCAUUAAAGGGAAGAGAACUCACCUACAACGCCAAUCUCUUUUUGGUUAUCAGUAUUGACCUUUCUAUGAACAAUUUGUCUGGUGAUAUUCCAAGAGAGAUAACAAGUCUAGUGGAACUCAGAUCAGUGAACCUGUCGAGAAAUAAUUUAACAAGAUCGAUCCCAGACAACACUGGAAACAUGAAGGAACUCGAAUCUCUUGAUUUCUCAAUGAACUCAUUAUCGGGCAACAUUCCAGGUAGCAUCACAACCAUGUCUUUUUUGAAUAGCCUGAACUUGUCAUAUAACCACUUGACUGGAAGAAUCCCAGAAAGCACCCAGAUUGGGAGCUUGAACGAGUCGAGCUUCAUUGGCAACAAUCUUUGUGGCUCUCCACUGAAAAUUUCAUGCAGAAAUGGUAGUAACGCCGCUACCCCAACGAACGUAGAGAAUAAAGGCCGAGAAGGCGGUAUGCCGCCAGAGAUUAAUUGGUUUUACGUAUUCCUAUCUUUAGGAUAUGCUGUUGGGGUUUCAGCUGUCGUCACUACAUUAUUUUUCAAACACAAAUGGAGGGAAGCGUAUUAUGCAUUCCUUCAGAAAGUGUGGGACAGUGUGUAUGUGUAUUUUGUUAUCAAAUGGAGAAGGCUCACGAGAGUGUUGGGUCGAAAUUCGUGA